AUGUUCCCGUACGGUGCCGCGCCGGACGAGUCCACCGUGCGUCCGUUGACGGAUGAGGACCAGCAGUUGCUCAUCUCACUCGUGCAAAAAUACGGGACAUCGAGUCUUCUCUUUGCCUUGACGGGCUAUGGCGAACCAUCUCGAGCGUCUGCGUUCUCUGCAAACACCCUCCUCAGCAGUGCGAGCGCGUCUUCAAUAGCAUGGACUAACUCAGAGGUCGCAUCACAAGCCCGGUCGGAUGAAGCGUCCAUCCACACCGCCUACACAUGGCCCGAAGUUCAGAACGACCUGCCGGCGGUGCACGAUGGAGAGGCUAACAAGGUGUCUGAUCGCUCAUGGCUCGACUCGCCCGUAGCCGUGCCCUCGCCGAUGAUUCAGUCUCACGACGUCACGUCACACCCCUCUCCGCGGCUUGUGACGCCCACGUCCAAGAAGUACCAGUGCCCGAUGUGCUAUCUGGACAACAGCCCUGUCGGAUUCGGCAGAAAGAGUGAUUUCAAGAAGCACCUGCACAACUUUCACGGAGCCGACGUCGUCUGGAUCUGCCGGACCAAGGGUUGCCACAUGUCCUUCUCGACCGAGCGUGCCUAUAGCACCCAUGCCAAGGAGGCUCACCGAAUGAAGGCUCUCCCCAACAGCGCUGCCCGGACGGAAAUGUGCCCACAGCUCGUCUUCGCCUGUGGUUUCGGCACCUGUCGCGACCGGCUAUUCGAAGCCCACGGCGCGGAGGACGCCUCCGCAACGCGCGACAAGCACUUUGAGCACAUUGCCAAGCAUUUCGAAGAUGGAUUCGACGUCAGCAACUGGGAGUAUCGCGUUCAGAUGCAGAACCUCAUGCGCCAGAAACAGGUCAAGCAAAUCUGGAAGACGUGCAUUUGGCCCAAGGAGAAACGACAGCAGCUUCACUGGCGGUCGAGGUCCUCGGGCGACUUGAAGCGCAUGCUCGAGUGCCGCCACCUCGGCAGCAACAUCUCCAGUCUCGUCAGAUUGGCCUUUAUCCUCGGAACCGCUCCGUUCACGACCGCCUCUACCCCGCCGCCCAACGAGAUUGACAUUUACUUCCAGCUUCCGUACCGCAGCCAGUGCCUGCUAGAGUCCUCCGGGCAUGCAUCCCUGGCAAGCACCCUGAAGGUGGACGAGGGUUCGCCCACGCCGAGUCUUCCCAAGAGCCGCUCGGGCAUCACCAGCAUUCCCCAAACCAUGCUCAAGUUCUCUGGCCGCUCAUUGAAGAAGGGCACUCGGCCAUCAACACCUGCCAGUGUCUUGAGCAAUGGCGCCGACACAAUCAUGGGAGACGACUCGGCGGCUGGCCCGCAUCCCGGCACGCCGUUCCCUAUCCCCAACGAGACUGUGUGGCCGGCAGACGCGCCGACGUUUGCUCCCGAUAUCCCAACCUCGAUGCCAAAGUCGAUGAACAGCCCUGCUGGCACACCGCUCUUUGACCCUCAGCAGCAGCAGCCGCAGCAUCAGCAAUUGCAGCAGCACUUGCCCCCCCAGCACCAGAUCCCGCACCCGCAACUGCAGGAGCAGGAGCAGCAGCAGCUGAUCCAGGCUUCUACGGUGAGGCCCGGGACGCCAACUCCCAACAAACGACCGGCACCGUGGAAUCGAAUGAUUAGCAUGGAGAACCUCCGACCGUCCAAGAAGUCGACGCCCGAUACGCCGCCAGGGAUGAUUAUGGGCAUGUGA
Trichoderma citrinoviride is the source of this 1689-nucleotide messenger RNA. RefSeq lists its product as hypothetical. The record is from RefSeq and is a predicted model, not a curated record. The transcript is spliced from 3 exons. Bases 1 to 1689 code for a protein of 562 amino acids. Lineage: Eukaryota; Fungi; Ascomycota; Sordariomycetes; Hypocreales; Hypocreaceae.